UUAAUGGGCUCUUCUAUCUUCUCAUUUGCUCUUUCGAUCUUUUUCUUAAGUAGCUUUACCCUCUCCUUGAAUUCGAUCAUCACUGAUAAAAAUGCACUUAUUUCUUUCAAAAACUCCAUCACUUCCGAACCUUAUGCUAUCUUGAGCACCAAUUGGUCCCAAAACAACACAUCAGUCUGUAAUUGGAUUGGUGUGUCGUGCGGCCUCAAACACGGCCGUGUCACAGCUCUCAAUCUCUCUGGCUACGGCCUUGUUGGAACUGUUGCUCCACAUCUCGGAAACCUUUCGUUUCUCAGAUAUUUGGACAUCAGUUUCAACAGUUUCACGGGAAAAAUCCCAAGUGAAAUUGGAAGUUUGAGUAGGCUUAAAGAGCUGUACUUGGGCUUUAACGAUUUCAGAGGAAUGAUCCCUGAAGAAAUAGGGAAUCUUUCACAGUUAGUGGUGUUAAGCAUCCCAACCUCCUCUCUUACCGGAAAUAUUCCAUCUUCAGUGUUCAACUUAUUUUCAUUGAAAUUAAUGGACCUCUCUAACAACAGUUUGUCUGGAAAAAUCCCAAGUGAAAUUGGAAGUUUGAGUAUGCUUAGAGAGUUGUGGCUCGGCUCUAAUGAUUUUAGAGUGAUCCCUGAAGAAAUAGGGAAUCUUUCACAGCUCGAGACAUUAAGUAUCCCAGCCUCCUCUCUAACCAGAAAUAUUCCAUCUUCAGUGUUCAACAUUUCUUCAUUGAAAUUCAUCGACCUCUCUAACAAUAGCUUAUCUGGUACUCUUCCUUCAAAUAUGGGGAUUUCACUUCUCAAUCUUGAAAUACUUUAUUUGGGUUCUAACAGACUCAAUGGUCCAAUUCCAAGCACCAUCAACAAUGCUUCUAAACUUAUGGAGGUUUGCAUGGGAAACAACUCCUUCAUUGGCUCCAUACCAGACCUUGGUAAUUUGAAACACCUUCAGAAGCUAAUGCUCCGUCAUAAUCAUUUGAGUGGAGAGGAAUCUUCAACUCAGGAGUUGACAUUUCUCUCUUCGUUAACUAAAUGUCGCAAUUUGAAGUACUUGGUGGUAUCAGACAAUUCACUGAAUGGUAUCGUACCUGCUUCAAUUGGGAACUUUUCCUCUUCUCUUCAAAGUAUUUGGCUACAAAACAGCCACAUCGUGGGUGUCAUUCCUUCUGAAAUUGGAAAUUUAAGUAGUUUGUUGUUUAUUGAACUGGGAGGUAAUCAGCUGCGUGGACCCAUUCCACCAUCAAUUGGGAAUAUGAAGAAACUCCAACGAAUGUAUCUUUACGGGAAUAAGUUGGAAGGGUCUAUUCCUAACGACGUAUGCCGAUUGAAUAAUUUGGGGGAGUUGUACCUUUACGAAAACAUGCUUGCGGGUUCAAUACCGAAGUGUUUAGGUGAAGUUAAAUCUAUGAGAUUGCUUGACUUAGGAUACAAUCAGUUGAAUUCCACUAUCCCUUCUAGCUUCUGGAAUCUUACAGACCUCUUGGAAUUGAGCUUGUUCUCAAAUUAUCUGAAUGGACAAUUGUCAUCACAACUUGGAAAGUUAAAGUCAAUCAGAUAUGUAGACUUGUCCUUUAAUCAAUUUUCAAGUGAUAUCCCUAGCUCAAUUGGUGGUUGCCAGUCAUUAGAAUCUCUUUACUUAUCAAAUAAUUUGUUGGAAGGAUCUAUUCCCCAAUCCUUAGCAAGUGUUAGAAAUUUGAUAGCAUUGGAUUUAUCUUACAAUAACCUUUCUAGAUCUAUACCCAAGUCAUUAGAAGACCUUCGUUUUCUUGAGUAUUUCAAUGUUUCCAACAACAAAUUGGUUGGGGAAAUUCCAGAUAGGGGUUGUUUUGGUAACUUGAGUGAUCAAUCGUUUUCCCACAACCUUGCCCUUUGUGGUCCAAUAAGAUUUAAAGUUCCACCAUGCACAGAUAAUCAUCAUACAUCAAAAAACUUGAUGAAAUUUAUAGUGCCUUCAGUGAUUUUAGCUUUGACUAUGGUGAUUGUCAUCCUUGUGUUUAUAAAUAAAUUUAAAUCGAGGAAAUCACCACUACUUCUCACUAAUAUUUCACCGGUGACUGAAUAUAGAAGAGUUUCUUACAUAGAACUAGAGCGGGGAACCAGUGGUUUUAGUGAGAGCAACCUUCUUGGAAAAGGAAGUUUUGGUUCGGUAUUUGAAGCAACACUUUCUAAUGGGUUGAAAGUUGCAAUAAAAGUUUUUAACUUGCAACUACAAGGAGCAGAAAGGAGCUUCUAUACUGAAACUGAGAUACUUGGGAGCAUUCGACACAGAAAUAUAGUUCGUGUUAUUGGAUGUUGCACUAGCCCAAAGUUUAAAGCUUUGGUGCUCACAUAUAUGCCAAAUGGGAGCUUGGAUAAAUGGUUAUAUUCCAACAUGUAUUGUCUAGAUCUUAUCCAGAGACUGAAGAUAGCAAUAGAUGUUGCAGCAGCCUUGGAAUAUCUUCACCAUGGCCAUACAUGCCCAGUAGUCCAUCGUGAUGUAAAGCCAAGCAAUGUUUUGCUCGAUGAAGACAUGGUCGCUCAUCUUGGUGAUUUUGGUAUUGGCAAACUUUUUGACGAUGGAGAAGUUGUCGUUCAAACACAAACAUUGGCGACUAUCGGCUAUGCAGCACCAGAGUUGGGAAUGGAAGGGAAAGUGUCCACACAUGGAGAUGUGUAUAGUUUUGGGAUAAUGUUGCUCGAGAUGUUUACAGGGAAGAAGCCAACAGAUGAUAUGUUUGAUGGGGAAAUGAGGUUGAAAGAGUGGGUAAGUGAAUCAUUACAAAAAAACUCAGUUCCUAUUGCACCCGCUUUGCUAUCUAGCGAAGAUCGGGAUUUAUGUGCAAAGGAGCAAUGCAUGUUGUCAAUUUUUGAGCUGGCAAUGAAAUGUUUAGCCGCUGCACCUCAAGAAAGAAUCAACAUGAUUGAAGCAGCGAACACUCUUCAGAGGAUCUAUGCAACAACGGUAACAGAAAGACGUCGUCCACCACCAUAUGCCUUUUCUGUUAGUAUUCGCGAUAAUGGGUUAUGAUGCUUGUUGCAUAGCGAACUCAUAUUGUGUGUAAAGACUAUGUCGAGAGUUCGUGUGGCAUAUAUGUAUAAGUUGUGAAGUUGGAAAUUUAUGAGCAUGUUAUAUAGUAAGAGUGGGAUUGUGGAGGCGAAUUAAAGUAAUAACUGCUCCCUCUGUCCCAUAG
Salvia splendens (bonfire salvia) is the source of this 3160-nucleotide messenger RNA. Its product is annotated as putative receptor-like protein kinase At3g47110. Gene Ontology annotation, biological process: protein phosphorylation. NCBI's taxonomy places the organism in Eukaryota, Viridiplantae, Streptophyta, Magnoliopsida, Lamiales, Lamiaceae. The transcript has 5 exons. Gene Ontology annotation, molecular function: ATP binding; protein binding; protein kinase activity. The record is from RefSeq and is a predicted model, not a curated record. Bases 4 to 2997 code for a protein of 997 amino acids.